This is a messenger RNA of Fusarium oxysporum Fo47, 851 nucleotides long. RefSeq lists its product as uncharacterized. The transcript has a single exon. Lineage: Eukaryota; Fungi; Ascomycota; Sordariomycetes; Hypocreales; Nectriaceae. The coding region runs from base 234 to 851 and encodes 205 amino acids. The record is from RefSeq and is a predicted model, not a curated record.
CAGCAACCUAUAAACUCUCAUAUCUUCCCAUGCUUUGAUUCACAACUCGCCCCCUCGAACACUCGCACCUUUUUACGGCGUCUGAGCCUUUCGCCACGACGCGAUUGGGUGUAACACGAAGCUCGCUCGAUAAGGAGGAAUUGCUGAGUUGUAGUACAGAACGUCACGAACCAGGCUCGACAAUCAGACCAGGCCAGCUGGAGAAGUCAACUCAACCAGGUCUCCCAACCAGGAUGGCAGUCACCAGAAGCUCUAGGACGUCUUCCUCUACGUCGUAUUCAAAGAAUGUCAAACCUUGCGACGUUCACAAUCAGCCGCCCGCCAAUUUGUUCAAGUCCAUCUCCACCGAGCAGGGAUCGCGACGAUAUCCUUUUCGUCAUCUAGAACGGAGAAGACCUGGGCAAGACUCUACAGUAGCCAGGCCUACCCCAGCUUCCAAGAAGUUACUGGCCAUACCGACAAACUCUGCUGUUGAUCUGAGCCAAGCUAGAUCACAUCGCCACAGCAACUCAGAUCUUUCCCAGCAUUGCAAGCGAUCAUUCAAACCCAUCGAUAACCACCGGGCCAAACGUCGCAUGGAUAAUCUUCAAAAGUUCAACAUGGCAUGCAUACGUUCCGCCAACGAGACUGUGAAGAUAUGGGAGGGCUGGGUUGCGGCCAAUAGGAAGUCGCCAUAUGAGAUGAAGCGCAACGCUGCUCUUGCGACUACAGCCAUUCAGACUUUCCAUUAUUAUACUAAGAAUUUUGAGGAUGUGGCAGGAGAUAAUAAACCAAAGCUUUACAAGCACAAGACCAUUCAGCGGCUAAAUGAUAGUGUACGAAGGAUGCUACCAGGACUUCCGAUAGUAUGA